ACUUUUAAAGACAAGUUAAGACUGAAAGAAUUUUGAAAAUAUAAUUGAUUUAAAUGACUGAAAAAUAAUUUUAAACAUUUGAUUUGUGCUUGUAUUUUAAAAGUGAUAUAUUUUGUACCGGUAUUUAGUACAAAAAAUUAAAUAUGGCACAGUUUAACUACCUUAAUGAAUUAAAUAGUUUAGCGACAAUAGACGGGCCCAUAACUCGUGGGCCACUACAACGAUGGGUUAAAAAGAGUAAUAAUGAAAAUCUAAAUCCAUCUUUAAGUACAUCUUUUAAAAAUAUAUCAAAUAUAAACUUAAGUUCGUGUAAUCAAUCUAUGCAAAAGUUGUCAGUUUCUAGUAAUCAAAGUUAUAACAAUGUUUUGUCUAAUAACAAAACACCGCCUAGAAAUGAAAAUAAAAAAGGCAAGAAAACUCCUUCUAAAAACAAAUCACCAGGUCGAUCAACAACACCUACACCAAAUAAAGCUUCAAAGACUCCGAACAAAGCAGAUAGAUUUAUCCCUUCAAGAAGUAACUCAAAUUUUGAUUUAUGUCAUUAUAUGUUAAGUAGGGAAGACGACAAAGGUGAAGAAAUUGUUGCUCAAACAGCUGCCAGUGAAGCUAUUGGUCGCGCACUUACCGAUACUGAGCCAGGCCGACUCUUACAAUACACUUGUAAGGCCCCUGCCGCUCCUGAAGGGUACCAGAACAGGCUCAGAGUGGUAUACUCACAGGCUAAAGUACCAUCGACAGUAAAAAAUACAACAAGAUACAUUCCACAAGCACCAGACAGAAUUUUGGAUGCACCUGACAUUCUGGACGAUUAUUACCUUAACUUAGUUGACUGGAGUGCAUCCAAUAUACUAGCCGUUGCUUUAGGAAACUCAGUAUAUUUAUGGAAUGCUGGAACUGGUCAAAUUGAACAGCUACUGACAUUGGAAGGAUCAGAAACCGUUUGUUCGGUUGCAUGGGUACAAGGAGGCGGUUCUCAUUUAGCAGUUGGUACAUCUGCGGCUACAGUUGAACUAUGGGAUUGUGAAAAGAUUAAAAGAUUGAGAAUAAUGGAUGGACACACUGGUCGGGUGGGUUCACUCGCGUGGAACCUUUAUGUGGUGUCUAGUGGCGCACGUGACGGUAAUAUUGUUCAUCACGACGUGCGACAACGCGAACACGCAGUCGCGUCGUUUGCCGCGCAUACGCAAGAGAUAUGUGGUCUAAAGUGGUCGCCAGAUGGUAAAUAUUUAGCAUCCGGCGGUAACGAUAAUCUGCUGAAUAUUUGGCCUGUCAACCAGGGCCAGCACUACUCUCAGCCACAGCAUCUGUACUCUUUCAAUCAACACUUGGCAGCAGUGAAAGGUCUAGCAUGGUGUCCAUGGAGCGCGGGCAUCCUGGCUUCAGGCGGUGGUACUGCCGACAGAACAAUACGUAUCUGGAAUGUGAAUACUGGGACCAAUGUGAACACAGUAGAUACUAAGUCUCAGGUGUGCUCAAUAGUGUGGAGUACGCACUACAAGGAGCUGGUGUCGGGGCACGGCUACGCGCACAACCAGCUGGUGCUGUGGAAGUACCCGGCGCUGACGCGCGUGGCCGAGCUCAGCGGGCACGUGGCGCGCGUGCUGCACCUCGCCCUGUCGCCCGACGGCACCACCGUGCUGUCCGCCGGCGCCGACGAAACGCUGCGUCUUUGGAAAUGCUUCAUGCUCGAUCCUUCUAAGAAAAAAGAACCGACUGAUUCAAAGGCUGCAAAAUCUCUUCUAAAUAUGAACGCAUUAAUUAGGUAAUACAAAUUAGCUAGAUGUUAUUGAA
Vanessa atalanta (red admiral) is the source of this 1791-nucleotide messenger RNA. It is a transcript of the gene fzy, whose product is annotated as cell division cycle protein 20 homolog. The transcript has 10 exons. Gene Ontology annotation, cellular component: anaphase-promoting complex. The record is from RefSeq and is a predicted model, not a curated record. Gene Ontology annotation, biological process: anaphase-promoting complex-dependent catabolic process; positive regulation of anaphase-promoting complex-dependent catabolic process; positive regulation of ubiquitin protein ligase activity. The coding region runs from base 144 to 1766 and encodes 540 amino acids. Gene Ontology annotation, molecular function: ubiquitin ligase activator activity; anaphase-promoting complex binding; protein binding. Lineage: Eukaryota; Metazoa; Arthropoda; Insecta; Lepidoptera; Nymphalidae.